AUGUGGUUCUACCUGGCAUUGGCAAUUUUGCUGUACUUUGUGAUACGAUCCUAUCGAGAAAGACAGCAGGUAGACAACCUGAGAGAAAAACACGUAUUCAUCACUGGCUGUGAUUCUGGUUUUGGAAACCAGCUGGCCAGACAACUGGAUGCCCAGGGUCUACACGUGUUGGCUGCUUGUCUCACCCAGAAGGGAGCACAGCAACUGGAGAGACUCACAUCGGACCGGUUGAAAACCACCCUGUUGGAUGUCACCAGUAGCGAGAGCAUUGAGGCAGCAACUGCAUGGGUGAAAGAAUGUGUGGGGAAUAAAGGACUUUGGGGCUUGGUAAAUAAUGCUGGAAUUGUGCACCCUGUAUCCCCCAAUGAAUGGCUGACCAAAGAGGAUUAUAUGAAAGUGCUGAACGUCAAUCUAAUUGGGCUAAUUGAUGUGACACUGCAUAUGUUGCCCUUGGUGAAGAAGGCCAGGGGAAGAGUGGUUAACAUGUCCAGCAUCAUGGGUCGACUUAGUACCAUGGGAGGUGGCUACUGUCUCUCAAAGUAUGGAGUGGAGGCUUUCUCUGACAGUCUCAGGCGUGAGAUCCACUCAUUUGGGGUGAAAGUAGCCAUAAUCGAGCCAGGCUAUUUCCGCACAUCCAUGACUGAUAUCCAAAAAAAUCUUGAGAGCCUGGAGCAACAAUGGAUCAAAGCCCCAGAGGAAAUCAAAGAAAGCUAUGGCCAGCCUUACUUCGAUGCAUGUGAGUCUUUACUUCGUGAGGCGAUCAAAGACCAACUGGCAACUCGUUGCUGCACAGAUCUCUACAAGGUGACUGACUGUAUGGAGCAUGCUUUGAUAUCCAAAUACCCCUAUACACGCUAUUCUGCUGGCUGGGACUCCCGGUGGAUCUUUGUUCCUCUCUCUUAUUUGCCCACUUCCAUCGCAGAUUUUGUGCUGACUCGAUCUUAUCCUAAACCUGCUCAGGCUCUGUAA
Molecule: messenger RNA, 969 nt
Organism: Protobothrops mucrosquamatus (brown spotted pit viper)
Lineage: Eukaryota; Metazoa; Chordata; Lepidosauria; Squamata; Viperidae
Product: 17-beta-hydroxysteroid dehydrogenase type 6-like
Exons: 4
Coding region: 1-969 (322 amino acids)
Source: RefSeq, a predicted model, not a curated record